Molecule: messenger RNA, 1281 nt
Organism: Trichomycterus rosablanca
Lineage: Eukaryota; Metazoa; Chordata; Actinopteri; Siluriformes; Trichomycteridae
Product: leucine-rich repeat neuronal protein 4
Exons: 2
Coding region: 129-875 (248 amino acids)
Molecular function (GO): protein binding
Source: RefSeq, a predicted model, not a curated record
UUUUUAGUAAGAACAAAAAGAAGACGGUGGAAGCCGAGCGUGAAUCAGAGAAUCAGACACACGAGACGGAACCUGAACAGAAGUUAGAGGAACCAAACUUCCAGUUCCAGACCAGUUUCUCACGACCCAUGAUGCAGAACGUGACGCUCCUCCUGCUGCUCCUCACCCUGGACCUCCUGCUCGCCGUCUCGGUCAAACUGCCGGCAUCUCAGCUCCCGGAUACCAACAUCCCCAUCAGGUACUUCCCUGAGGUCGAUGACUACGAUUACGAAGAAACCACCAAGCCCUCCGUGGACCACGAUCAGCCUAAAGCGAGCACCACUCACUUCAUCCCUCGGGAGUGCCACUACGACCCCUGCGUGGUUCCCGAAGUCCCCUGUUCGGUGAUCUCCGCCCAGACGAGGUGCUACUGUCCCGGGAUUACGGGUCCGGACGAGCUUCCCGUGGCUCCACAGCUGAAGGAGCUGAAGCAGGGAGAACGUGGGGAGCUGGAGGUCCACUGGUGCGCCCCUCAAUCCACCGUCACGCACUAUGAAGUGGUCGUAGAAGGAGGGAGCCACGACCCGCAGGUUUAUAGCGAGUCCACGCGUGUUGGGAUGGUGCAGGGAGUAAGGGUGGGGUCACGUGUGUGCGUGGUGGCGGUGAAUAAUGCCGGAAUCAGCGGCGAAUCCGAAACGUCGUGUGCACGGUUCGAGCUUCCUGAGUCCAGUCGGGCUGCCUUGACCUCAGGGGUGGCCGCCGGGGGCGUCGUCCUACUGGUGCUGAUCUUAGUGGUCGCACUUUUGCUGUGGAGGAGGAGGAACAGUAGGAAGAGCGGCGCCGUGGACGGGGAAGGACUCAAAAAUCCGUCCUACACUACAAACGGAACGCUCUGAUUGGACGGGAUGAACUCUGACGCAAGGUGGUGAUUGGAUGGCAGCAGAUAGACUGUUAAACGGUACAAGCAAGAAAUUCCUUCCAGUUCCUACGUCAUGAACGAGGUGGUGCGGCGUUCUAAUAUGCUAGCCCGCCGCUGCUGAGCCCUCAAGUCCAAACAUCAGCUGUGCUCUCGAUCUGGCCGGGCAUCCAAAUAAAAAAGGGAAGGGAAAUCAUCUAAGCUCCUCACUGCUGCUCAAAUGCGACCUCUGGUGGCUGGUCGGGGGGGGGGUCACAGAGUGGCGUAGCGUGACUGUCCAUACACAAUUCGUACAGUGGCAGGUGAAAAGAAGUGUCUGACGAUUGCUCACGUCUCAGAGGGGGUGUGUGAUAGUCCACGACUCUCCUCGGUCAGGACGGGGAAUU